Torulaspora delbrueckii is the source of this 3966-nucleotide messenger RNA. RefSeq names its product DNA-directed RNA polymerase (gene RPO41). Gene Ontology annotation, cellular component: mitochondrial DNA-directed RNA polymerase complex. The coding region runs from base 1 to 3966 and encodes 1321 amino acids. Lineage: Eukaryota; Fungi; Ascomycota; Saccharomycetes; Saccharomycetales; Saccharomycetaceae. Gene Ontology annotation, molecular function: mitochondrial promoter sequence-specific DNA binding; DNA-directed RNA polymerase activity. Gene Ontology annotation, biological process: mitochondrial transcription. The transcript has a single exon. The record is from RefSeq and is a predicted model, not a curated record.
AUGUUGCGACCAUUUACGCGAUCUACAUGCAGAGUAGCAGCGAUUCAAAGACGGUUUAUCUCAUCUAAGGGCUCCAAGCUCUUGAAGCCCGCCACAGAGCUACAUACCUCAUUAGCCUCUAACCAGGCACUUGCCGGGGUCAACGGAGGACUUGGCUUUCUGAAAUCUUCGCAAGUGAGCAUGUCACCGGGAUUUGAUCCUUAUGAUAUGUCACAUGCAUCCGCUGUCAAGAGUAUGACUCAGUCCCGAGACGUUAUGCAAUUGUGGUCUUUACUGGAAGCUUGCCUGUAUUCCAAAUAUAUGAAUAGAGCUUUUGCGAUCUUGCAAUCGCUCUAUAUGGUUAGCUCGCAUAGACCUUAUUUCAUCGAUGACUAUAACAUGUAUUUGGCAAGCUAUGUACAAAACGGAUUUGCACACUCGAUCGCAGACCUCGAUCGAAAACUAUCGACCGAUUUACAGGAGAAGUUCCCUGCUUGUGAGUACGAUGACAAGACGCUAGCUAUUAUGAUCCACAAUGCCCUGCGGUCCGGUGAGAGCAGUGAUACGGUUGGAAAUAGCAUCCACACUUACUUGAGGAUGAACAUGAAAGGUGUUAAAAGCAUUAUGUCCCAUGUUGAUAUUUUGACUGUGAGCGACUAUAAAGCACUUUUAGAGGAAUUUGAUGUGAUAAAAGUAUAUGAGGUCCCAGAGACAGUGAGGUCGCUAGUGGAAAAAGAAGUUACCCAGGGCGCUACAGAUACAGAGUUGGUUGUCGAAUCAGAUCAUAGCAUUUCCACAGAACAGGAGCCCACUUCUGCAUCCACCGAAAGCCAGCUUGCUGAGUCAAUCAAGCCUCGCAGUGCGCUUGAAAGUACGAAUAGUGAGUCAUGGCUGAGCUUAGACGAGACCGUCAAACCUUUGGAAAAGGAUGCGGCUAAGUUGACUGCUGUGGAUACCCUCGGGAUGAGAGUAGUGCGGCAUACGUUGCUGGGGCUUAACUUAAACGAACAGCAGAGACAAAAUAUUGCACAGUUUCAUUUUAAAGCAGACGAGAAUCUGCUGAAUUUGGAUCAGAAGAAGAGCAUAGAUUUUUUCGAAGUGUACCGCUCGCUCAAGAGUGAUGCAGAGAGGUCAGAAUUUGAGAAGAGCCUAGAUCAAUUCAAUCAGGAAAGACAGAGAGCUUUAGAAAGCCGUGCCACAGAUGCUGCAAAGGAGCGUUGGAAGCAUGAUUUCGAAGAAGCUAGAGCAAGAGGUGACAUUUCCAUAGAAAAACGAUUGAAUGUCAAACUAUGGAAAUGGUAUAAUGCAAUGUUGCCACUACUCAAGGAAGAAGUAAAGUUUUGUUCCGAAGUAAUGUCAGGAAAACCUCCGUCAAGACGUCUCAGCUCAGGGGAGAUCAAGCAAAAUAAGACAAGACAAGACUAUGGCGCUUACCUGUCAUUAGUUGACCCAGAAAAGAUGUGUGUAAUCACUAUACUGGAAUUACUGAAACUCAACUCAACUGGCGGUGUCAUCGAGGGUAUGAGGACGGCUAGAGCAGUUAUCGCAGUAGGUAAGGCUAUAGAAAUGGAAUUUCGCUCUGAACAGUUGUUGAAGAGUGAGCUUCAAAUUUUCAAAGACGUCAACAGAAAAUCGCACGAGUUCAAGAAAUAUGUCCAAAGGGCAAAGAAUAGUUUCAGAUCAAUUAAAAUUGAAGAAUCAAAAGUGGUUUGGCCGCAGGCUGCUCGAGCCAAGAUUGGAUCCAUAAUGAUCUCCAUGCUAAUUCAUGUUGCAAAAGUUGAUCUUGAAGGGAUAGACCCUGUCACAAAGCAAAAGGUGCAUGGUGAAGCACCUGCCUUUUCUCACGGUUAUCAAUAUCACAACGGGUCUAAGUUGGGUGUGCUUAAGAUUCAUAGAUCUCUAAUUCAUCAAUUAAAUGGAGAAAGAUUAGUCGCUUCAGUACAGCCCCAACUAUUACCUAUGUUGGUUAAACCAAGACCAUGGAAGAGCUGGAACUCGGGAGGCUAUUACUAUACUCAAUCAUCUUUGAUUAGAUCGAAGGACUCUCCAGAACAGAUGGCGUAUUUGAAGGCUGUUUCAAAUGCCGGUGCCAUUGAUACAGUUUAUCAAGGUUUGAACGUUCUGGGGGAAACAGCAUGGACUGUUAACAGGAGGGUAUUUGACGUCAUGUCUGAAGUUUGGAAUAGUGGGAAGGAUUUCUUGGAAAUUCCAGGAAUUCAGGAGAAACUGGAUCUCCUACCUGCUCCACCUAGAGAGUCCGAUCCAUCUGUACACAGAGAAUGGAAACUCAAGAAUAAAGAGAUAGCUAACAAGUUCUCCAGUAACAGAUCAGUCAGAUGUGACUCCAAUUACAAGUUGGAAAUUGCUAGAGCGUUCUUGGGCGAGAAAUUUUAUUUCCCACAUAAUUUAGACUUCCGUGGGCGUGCAUACCCAUUGUCUCCUCAUUUCAAUCAUUUAGGUAACGAUAUGAGCAGAGGAUUACUAAUCUUUUGGAAGGGAAAAAGGUUGGGACCAAGAGGCUUAAAGUGGCUAAAAGUACAUCUGUCCAACUUAUUCGGUUUUGACAAAGCACCUUUAGCAGAUCGUAUUGCGUAUGCGGAGGCCCAUCUAAAGGAUGUCAAACGCAGCGCUGAGGACCCUCUAGCUGGUGAUGGAUGGUGGAUGAAAGCCGAUAAACCAUGGCAAGCACUGGCAACCUGCAUCGAAAUAAAUGAAGCUUAUAAGUUGCCCAAUCCCGAAGAUUUUAUCUCCCAUCAGCCCGUUCAUCAGGAUGGUACGUGCAAUGGUUUACAACAUUAUGCUGCUCUUGGUGGUGACAUCGAAGGUGCCACUCAAGUCAAUUUGGUCCCCAACGACAGACCACAGGACGUUUACGCGCAUGUCGCAAAAUUAGUUCAAGCAAGACUGGAAGCAGCUGCUGCUAAAGGCGACGAACAAGCCGAAACUUUGAAAGAUAAAAUUACUAGAAAGGUUGUCAAGCAAACCGUUAUGACGAAUGUCUACGGUGUUACUUAUGUUGGUGCAACAUUCCAAAUCGAAAAGCAACUUUCACACAUUUUUGAUGAUCGGACAUACUCAUUAGAGCUUUCGAAGUACUUAACUAAACAUGUGUUUGCUGCAGUCCGUGAGUUGUUCCAUGGUGCACAUUUGAUCCAGGAUUGGCUAGGUGAGUGUGCGAAGAGAAUAUCAAAAUCGAUCAGAUUAGAUGUGGAUGAAAAAUCUUUCAAAAAUGGUAACAAACCUGAUUUCAUGUCAUCUGUUAUUUGGACAACUCCAUUGGGGCUUCCAAUCGUACAGCCUUAUCGGGAAGCUAGUAAGAAACAAGUGACAACUAAUCUUCAAACAGUCUUCAUCAGCGACCCCUUCUCUGUGAAUCCAGUAAACGCUAGAAGGCAGAAGGCUGGUUUCCCACCAAACUUCAUCCAUUCCUUGGACGCUUCUCACAUGCUGUUGUCUGCAGCGGCUUGCGGAGAAGAAGGUCUAGACUUUGCAUCUGUCCACGAUUCCUACUGGACUCACGCUUGUGACGUUGACCAAAUGAAUUCAUGUUUGAGAGAACAAUUCAUCAAGCUUCACGAGGUUGAUCUGAUAGAAAGAUUGAAGAAUGAAUUCGAUGAACGUUACAAAAAUUAUGUUCAAAUCGCCAAGAUUGAUAAGCAAUCCGAACUGGCAAAAAAGAUUAUCGCAAUAAGAUCAAACUUAUCCGUUAAGCUAGGCAAGCCAGCAACUCUCGCAGAUGAGAUUUACAUGGAAAAGAGGAGGACUCAGUUACUGGAAUCUGAGGAUCCCGAAGAACAAGAGAUCGGUAGAAACAUGGAAACCACAGUCUCCGUGACUGAAUUGAUAGACAACCUAGAAGAAUUGGAAGUCAAGAAGACUGGCACCACCACAUUAAUGAUCUUGGUACCAAUGAGACUACCACAAAUUCCUCCCAAGGGGAAUUUUGACGUUCAAGAUUUGAGAAACAGUAAAUACUUUUUCUCUUAG